Messenger RNA from Gadus morhua (Atlantic cod), 2079 nucleotides. RefSeq names its product desert hedgehog signaling molecule (gene dhh). NCBI's taxonomy places the organism in Eukaryota, Metazoa, Chordata, Actinopteri, Gadiformes, Gadidae. The record is from RefSeq and is a predicted model, not a curated record. Gene Ontology annotation, biological process: regulation of gene expression; protein autoprocessing; intein-mediated protein splicing. The transcript has 4 exons. Gene Ontology annotation, molecular function: calcium ion binding; patched binding. Bases 358 to 1725 code for a protein of 455 amino acids.
GAGGGCUGCUGGUCAGGCUUUAAUAAGGUCCAAUGGCUGGUGCGCGGUGGCCAGGGACACUGACACGCCACGGAGGACAGUCUAACUUAAAGUCUUAAGCCAGGCACAACUUAAAAAGGAUGAAUAGUUUGAGUAGACUAUGUCCGGGCAAUGUGUAGACCUUUUUACACGGCGGCAUUUGGGCUAAAUGCGCGCAGUUUCUAGAAAGGACCUGUUCGGCGCGCAGUGAGUGAAGUGAAGUUCCUUUUUUUUCUCCAUGAUUCGGAUGAAGAUUCAACCCCCUUUCAAAUGAGGCCCAGCUCCUGUCCCCCCCUCCUCGUUGGCAACGCGCCCCACUGAGCCCCUGAACCCUCCCCGAUGAAGAAGUCCUGGUGGGCCCACUCGGCACGGCUGGGCCUGCUCACCAUGUGCGCGUGCACCUGGCUGGUCCAGGGAUGUGGCCCGGGGCCUCGCUACGGGUCCCGGCCCAGGCACAGGAAGCUCGCGGCCAUGCACUACAAGCAGACGGUCCCCAACUUCUCCGAGAACAACCUGGGAGCGAGCGGCCGGGCGGAGGGCAAGAUCACACGCACCUCAGAGCGCUUCAAUGAUCUGGUGUGCAACUACAACCCCGAUGUGGUCUUCAAGGAUGAGGAGAACACCAACGCAGACCGCUUCAUGACCAAGCGCUGCAAGGACUGUCUGAACCGACUGGCCAUCGCUGUCCUGAACCAGUGGCCUGGGGUACACCUGCGGGUCACUGAGGCCUGGGACGAAGACGGUCACCACCCGGCAGACUCUCUGCACUACGAGGGCCGGGCCGUGGACAUCACCACAGACGACAGGAGAACAGAGAAGUACGGCCUUCUAGCUCAGUUGGCGGUGGAGGCCGGUUUCGACUGGGUGCACUAUGAGUCCAAGUACCACAUCCAUUGCUCAGUUAAGGCUGAUCAUGCCGUGACGGUGGAGAAAGGCGGAUGCUUCCCUGGCGGGGCCUGGGUGAGUACUCCUGGUGGGGGCAAGAAGACCCUGGCCUCGCUGGUUCUCGGGGACCGGGUCAUGGCCAUGUCUGAUACAGGCCGCGUGGUUUACAGCCCAGUCAUUCUGUUUCUGCACCGGGAGCCACGGGGCCGGUCCACCUUCUUAGCACUGCAGACUGAAGAUGGCAACCGUCUGGUCCUCACCCCCCACCACUUGGUCUUCCUCGCCUCCCGGUACACCCUCUGUCACGGAGAGUACAAGGCUAGGUUCGCUAGCCGAGCCCAGAAAGGGGAUUACGUUCUCGUCCAUGGGGCGGGUGACCGAGUGCGACCCUCUCGGAUCAUCUCUAUUUCAGUAGAGGACGGUGUGGGCAUCUACUCACCCUUGACACAAGAUGGCACUGUGUUUGUUGAUGGGGUGCUGGCAUCCACCUAUGCAGUGGUAGAAGACCACAAACUUGCACACUGGGCGUUUGGACCUGUUCGCUUUCUUUUCUCUAUCUAUCAACUGCUUUGGGAGGAGAGCCAAGGAGAAGGGCCAGCCGAAGUAGACAAGAAGAGCUACGCUAAGAAGUAUCCAAAAGACUUUGAUAUGAACACUUCGGUUAAUGGAAGAGCAGGUACAUAUGGUGAAAAUGACACUUCAAAAAGCAACGAGACUUUAAUAAUGGACAUUAAAGAGGAAGUAUCAAACAUACACUGGUAUGCUAGAUUGCUGUACAGCUUUGGACAAGUUUUCCUGGACUCAAGGUUAUUCCAUCCCUAAUCACAAUGAAUAUAAGCACAAGCAUAUUGCACGAGUAACUUCCAUUUCAUUGAUUUCCUGCAGUGUAGGCUGUUGCAUGAAAUGCCUUCCCAAUCACUGUUAUUUGCCUUGUCUUGUAUAUUAAAGAAUUCAUAAGUAAUAUAAAACAUGAGAUAUAAUUAUAUGAGAUAAAAGUAUAUUAUUUUAUAAAGACUUGAUAUCAUAUAAAUGCUCUUACCAGACACUGUCUCUACUUGUACAAUUUGUAACUUGUUAAAACGUGACAAAAUAUAAAUAAUUGCUGUUAUUCUAAUGCUUUGAGGAUAAUGCAUUUAAAAAACAAUAAAAGCUUUAUUUUUGUACAUUCUUCAUAAA